Messenger RNA from Gekko japonicus, 1004 nucleotides. It is a transcript of the gene CCKBR, whose product is annotated as cholecystokinin B receptor. Gene Ontology annotation, cellular component: membrane. The record is from RefSeq and is a predicted model, not a curated record. Gene Ontology annotation, biological process: neuropeptide signaling pathway. The transcript is spliced from 4 exons. Lineage: Eukaryota; Metazoa; Chordata; Lepidosauria; Squamata; Gekkonidae. Gene Ontology annotation, molecular function: gastrin receptor activity; neuropeptide receptor activity. The coding region runs from base 8 to 985 and encodes 325 amino acids.
CACCCUGAUGCAGACCUUCGUCUUCGGCAAGGUCGUCUGCAAGGCCGUGGCCUACCUCAUGGGCAUGUCGGUCAGCGUCUCCACCUUCAGCCUGGUGGCCAUCUCCAUCGAGCGCUACAACGCCAUUUGCAACCCGCUGCAGUCCCGCGUGUGGCAGACGCGCUCUCACGCCUACCGGGUCAUCGUGGCCACGUGGCUGCUCUCGGCCCUCCUCAUGCUGCCCUACCCGAUCUACAGCACCACGACCGCCGCGGCUGCCCACCCCGGCAUCUACCACUGCCAACACAACUGGCCGGGGAGCUAUGUCAGUCAGGCCUGGUACGUGCUGCUCUUGGUCACGCUCUUCUUCAUCCCCGGGCUGGUGAUGACCGUGGCCUACGGGCUGAUCUCCUGGGAGCUCUACCACAGCAUGCGCUUCGAGAUGGACCUCCCCCAGGAAGCCCACGAAGCCAAAGCCCAGCAGAACGGGGGGGUGCAACCGCUGGCCGCUUGCGACGAGAGUGACGGCUGCUACAUCCAGGGUCCCCGGUCCGCAGCAGGAGGCGCCGUGGAGCUCUCGGUCCUGACCUCCGAGGACCACGCCAAGGAGGAGCGGGCCCGGGUGAGCCGCUCGGAGGGCCAGCUGCAGGCCAAGAAGCGCGUCAUCCGCAUGCUCGUCGUGAUCGUGGUCCUGUUCUUCGUCUGCUGGCUGCCCCUCUACGUGGCCAACACGUGGCGGGCCUUCUCCCCCGACGACGCCCACCGGGCCCUCUCGGGCACCCCCAUCUCCUUCAUCCACCUCCUCUCGUACACCUCGGCCUGCGUCAACCCCUUCACCUACUGCUUCAUGAACAAGCGCUUCCGCAAAGCCCUGGCCGCCACUUGCGCCCGCUGCGUGGCCCCCUGCCGCCACCCGCCCCGCCCCCCGGACGACGAGGUCACGGCCACGGGGGCCUCCCUCUCCAAGUUCAGCUACACCACCGUGAGCAGCAUCGGGGGGCCCUGACCCCCCCCACGACCCACCU